AUGAAUUGCGUCACCGAACAAUACCACCAAUUAGCAGAGUUUCUUAAGGAUAUAAGAGACCGUGUAAGCGCCGAAGAUGGGGACCGCAUUACUGACAUCCUGGAUGAGAUCGAUGAGGACUUGUCAGAAAACAGGCUCACCCCGACUCCAACACCAUCGCAUCUUGACGUGGACGACAGGCGUGGCUCGCAAGAAAGCGGAGAACUCAGUGGUACUGAAUACUUCGAGCAUCAUGAGAUUGAAGCCUUGGAUCUCCUGGAUGAAGACUUGCAUAGCAAAGACGAGGCCCGAUCAACGGGAUUCAUUGGAAAGAGUUCAGAGGUACAAUGGUUGCGUGCAGUGGUCCUAGCCCAGCACGAAAGAACGAAUGCAGAGUGGCCAGGAUCCGAGCCUCAACGCCGUCCUUCGGUUGCUCCAGGUAGCGAGCAGAUAAGUUCGUUUAGCUUCUGGGCUGACUGUGACGAUGUGAGUGUCAACUUCUACGUGGACCCAUACGAACUGCCCCAACCCGACUUCGCUGAGCAUUUGAUACGAUGCUAUAUGCUCAGGGUGCACGAUUCCUUCCCGAUCCUGCCACGAAACUUCGAGGAACAAACUCGCGUGUAUUUCACGGCUUUGCGCGCGGGGAAUGCCCUACGUCUCAACCUCAAGUGGCAGGCCAUCUUGAAUCUUGUCUUCGCCAUUGGUGCAAAUUAUUCGUACCUUUACAACAAGGACUGGCCGACAGGAGACGCCAAUGUGUUCCAAGCCAGGGCGCGGGCGUUUGGUUUGAAUGAAGCUUCUCUGACUACUCAUGCUGAUGUGCCGCGAAUCCAAGGCUUGGGUCUUCUCGCGUUCUAUUGGCUAAGUAUCGGACAAGUUAGUCGGUGA
Messenger RNA from Alternaria arborescens, 870 nucleotides. RefSeq lists its product as hypothetical. NCBI's taxonomy places the organism in Eukaryota, Fungi, Ascomycota, Dothideomycetes, Pleosporales, Pleosporaceae. The record is from RefSeq and is a predicted model, not a curated record. The transcript has 3 exons. The coding region runs from base 1 to 870 and encodes 289 amino acids.